This is a messenger RNA of Rhagoletis zephyria (snowberry fruit fly), 1016 nucleotides long. RefSeq lists its product as uncharacterized. NCBI's taxonomy places the organism in Eukaryota, Metazoa, Arthropoda, Insecta, Diptera, Tephritidae. The record is from RefSeq and is a predicted model, not a curated record.
ACGAGUAUAAAUCAAAUGCUUAGUUCUCUAUUUGGUUUUCGUCUGUGAAGGUUUCUUUAGUUUUUUAAAAAAUGCAACAAAUACCAAUUGAUAAAUUCCUAAUGGCAAUGAGCGUUUUAUUAACAUCACCUGAAAAUUAUCUACAAAUAAACUCACAAGAUGUAGAUAUAAAUCCAUUUAUGCGUACUGGCGUUGUUGAUGUAGUAGAGCAAACUUGCAAUAUACCGGAAAUGAGCAAUCUAAGCAGCGUCUUAAGCGCAGUGCUGGACAAUCAGUUGGCAAUAAAUCGUAGAAUAAAAAACAUUAUGGAUGAUCUAAAAACAAACGCAAAGUACUUUGGCGGUAACUACGCUCUCAGUUGUGACAAUCAACAAGUCGGAGAAGUCAUUAUAAAGCUGCCCAAUUUGCCAACUGCCUUCCCGGUGCGAUGCGUAAGCAAUGAAUACGGUGACAAUUGGUUAUUGAUCGCUCAGCGCGAUGUUGAGAGCAAAUUGCUGUACAAUACCACAACGCAAUCAAUUGAAAAUAGUGUUGGUGACCCACAAGGAGAGUAUUUUAUUGGUUUUGAAAAAUUACGUGCCAUAACUGAAAGUUAUCUGUGCGAGUUGCUGUUCGUUUUUCAGAAAAGUGGCGAGCAAAAUUUGUAUGAUCAUUUUGAAGCUGUUACAUUUGGUGCUGAUAAUAUGGUAAAAAUGCUGGGUCAACAUAAAACCAAUGGAUUUCGUAUAUUUGAACCCGUAUCAAGGCAUGCGAAUGCCGUGAAUUCGAUGUUGGCUUUGAAAUCGGCUUAUUUUACAGUAACAGUAUAUUUGAGAAGAACCACAUUAGAUGUGGUGCCACAACUGAAGAAAACAACAUAAGGCGAAAUGUGGUAAAGCCACAUAGAUAUAUAUGUACCUAAGUUUUGCUUCUUCAUAAAUAUAGUACUUUCAUAUUUACAUACUCUUAUUUGACGAUACUUACUGAUUUAAUUUAUUCAUACAAAUGUAUGCAUGUUACAUACAUGUAUAAUGUAU